AGGGAGAGAGGCGGAGAGAGGGAGUGAAAAGGGAGAGAGGCGGAGAAAGGGCAGAAUACCUGACCACUGUGACUGACCCAAACUUAAGGAAAGCUUUGACUAUGUACAGACUCAGUGAGCAUAAAUGUCAAAUGUGUGAUUUCAUGAACUGGUACAUACAAGAAAACCAGGUUUUAAAGUUCUGUUCAAUAGCCAUCCCAUCAUAAUAUUUCUGUUUAUUUUUAUUUUUUUAUUUGUGUCAGACACUGCUGAAAGUCUAUAUCAGCUACAUUCAAUCCUUCUUUGAAUACGCCCUACCAGCCAGAUAGUCAGAUAACAGCUUCACCACAGCAGAUCAAUCGGCUACAGAAAAACAUCUGCUAAACACGUGUAUGUGACCAAUAAAAUGUGAUUUUGAUUUUAAAUAAAUGUCCUAUUUAUCGAAGAUGCUGUUGGCUUGGGUCAAAAUUACUCCAAAGGAUUUGAAUUUGUUAAAAGUCCAUAUUGAUACAGAAACUCUAAUCCAUGAUUUAGAUUUAUUAAGAACAAGUUGCUUGACAAAGUCAUGCAAAAUUGGAAGAAUUGAAUAAACCACAUUUUGGCUAUGAUAAAAGAUAUGCCUCUGGGGUCAAAAUGAUCCAUGUCAGAAGUAUGGUUCAAUGAAAAUAUGUAGUGGGUGUAAAGUUUGUUUUAAACUCUCACUCAUUAAACACGAAUCAAUCAACACAUGCUUCUCUUUAAACGACUUAAUAUAAUAUUAAACUUUUAUGAAAUAAAUGAAAAAUUAACAUUUGGUUCCUCAACUGCGUUUCCCACUCCAGUCAGCAGAUGGCGAUGUGCGUCUUUUAGGUUCAGGCGAUGCUGCCAGUGUGACGUACAAUCUAGUGGACGGGACGCUCCUUCAACAACAACAGCUAGUCAGACACCUCGGUAGCUUUCUAGCAAACACAGCUACAACAUUCACCCGCUUUACACUGUUUUGGUGUAUAUUAGUCGCUGUGUAUUAAACACACUUCUGUCUUAUGUACUUGUUGGCCAAUUUAAUUAUAUAUUUACGUUGUUUGUCAGCUAGCUGGUUUGCUAAGUUAGCUUAGAACUAAGCAAGUCGCUAAUGCUAGCUAGCUAACAUCUCCGACCAUGAGUUCACUAAGCUACUCUCCUCCUACUAAAGAAGAGGUCUGCUGGAUGGAGAAAGAAGCUCUCGUUAAAGAGGAAGAGAAAGAUGUUACAAUACAAAAACAAGUAGAGGGUGAGGCUGUUACCGUGAAAGAAGAAGAGAAAGACGUUACAGUGAAAGAAGAGGAAGACGCGUUCAGAUUGAAAGAGGAGGAUGAUGUUACAAUAAAAGAAGAUGAGGAAGAGAAAGAGGAGAGAGCAGUUUUUGGAGUGAAAGAGGAGGCGGGGGAGAUGACUGUCACAUUGAAAGAGGAGAAGGAGGAAGAAGAGGAGGUUGGAGAUCUGUUUAACACCAGUUUUCUGUCCUCAGAUAAAGAGCGCUAUGAAAGCCAGUCUACAUAUGAAGAGAUCCCAAUGAAGAGCAGUGGUUCUCAGUCCUGGGGACUCAGAGGCACAUUGUUGUUUUUGCCUCAGCACUGCACAGCUGAUUCAAAUGAUCAACUCAUUAUCAAGCUUCAAGUGAUACCUUGUAACUGGAGAUUCCUUCAAAACGAUUGCCUACAGUAGCCGUGUAGGGCACUGCAAGGUUGGGUGACCAGGGUCAUCUGGGACUGCCUCCUGGAGGAAUUCAGAUGUGUGAAGGCUACCUGUGUCCUGCGUAACUUCAUGAGGAUGGACACGAGGACCAGGAGGGGAUCUGCAGCUCGCCGCCGUGUCCCAGAGGAGGAGUCUGCUGCUCUGCAGGAUGUUUCAAGGACGGGGUCCAACAACGCAGCAAGAGAGGCAAUCCGUGUGCAGGAGAUCUUCACCUCCUACUUCUUCAAAGAGGAUGCUGUUCCCUGGCAACACCAUAGACUACACUAUGCACAACCAAAUGCUCUUCAAAGAGGGUGCUGUUCCCUGGCAACACCAUGGACUACACUAUGCACAACCAAAGGCUCUUUUAAGAGGGUGCUGUUCCCUGGCAACACCAUAGACUACACUAUGCACAACCAAAGGCUCUUCAAAGAGGGUGCUGUUCCCUGGCAACACCAUGGACUACACUAUGCACAACCAAAGGCUCUUUUAAGAGGGUACUGUUCCCUGGCAACACCAUAGACUACACUAUGCUCAACCAAAGGCUCUUUUAAGAGGGUGCUGUUCCCUGGCAACACCAUAGACUACACUAUGCACAACCAAAGGCUCUUUUAAGAGGGUGCUGUUCCCUGGCAACACCAUAGACUACACUAUGCACAACCAAAGGUUCUUUUAAGAGGGUGCUGUUCCCUGGCAACACCAUAGACUACACUAUGCACAACCAAAGGCUCUUUUAAGAGGGUGCUGUUCCCUGGAAACACCAUAUACUACACUAUGCACAACCAAAGGCUCUUUUAAGAGGGUACUGUUCUUCAGAGUUAAUGAUCCCAGGUCAGUUUAUAUUAUACAGGAAGUAUUAUUAAAGAUAUGCUUUCCAUUGAAAUACAGAGAGAUGCAGUAGUCCCAGAGUUAAUGAUCCCAGGUCAGUUUAUAUUAUACAGGAAGUAUUAUUAAAGAGAUGCUUAACAUUGAAAUACAGAGAGAUGCAGUAGUCCCAGAGUUAAUGAUCCCAGGUCAGUUUAUAUUAUACAGGAAGUAUUAUUAAAGAGAUGCUUAACAUUGAAAUACAGAGAGAUGCAGUAGUCCCAGAGUUAAUGAUCCCAGGUCAGUUUUGCAUUUCACCUCCUGAUUGAUGACUAACAAUGUUAGAAUAAAAAAUAAAAACACAAGGCUUAAACAUGCUCUCUCUCUCUCCAUCUGUCUCUCAUCGCAGAUAUGUUUUGAUGUGCGAGGAUGCCAACCCCCAGUCCCAUCAUCACCAUCUCACCUUCUUUUAAGAUAACCUUUAGGCCGACUAGAGACACUGUUAUGUAAUUGUGAUGAACUGAGAGAAUAUUUAGGUAGCACUGUGAUUCAUUAAUCAUGUGCUGCCUUCCCUGCUCCUAUGUGCUUACCUCUUUCCCUUUCUGUCUUUUACACCUCUCUCUCCACCUCCUCUUUCUUCCUCUGUUUUUAUAAUGCACAACAGAUGUGCAUUGAAGUACAGAUUGAACUUGUAUUUAUAACACUUGGAAAUUGAGCUUUUCAAUAAAGCGUUUCACAUUCUCUACUGGUUCAAUGUCAUACUCAUGUCACAACACCCAUAAAGCUAGCCAGCUAGCUGGCUAAAUCGCGAUUUUCGUAAAAUAAUUUUAUGUUAAAAAAAUGCAUAAUCGUUUGUCUAUACAUGAACUAACAUUCCUGUCAACUGUACAUGUUUUUUGCAUGAUUAGUUAUUACGUUAUAAUCCCUUACAUUUGCUUCCAUCCUAGUAUUUCUAUCCCUCUCUUCUAGUAUUUCUGUCCGCCAUCUUUGAUUGAGUUCAGUUCUGUGUAGGGGUACCCCUCUCUCCAAGUAUUUCUGUCCGACAUCUUUGAUUCAGUUCAGUUCUGUGUAGGGGUACCCCUCUCUUCUAGUAUUUCUGUCUGCCAUCUUUGAUUCAGUUCAGUUCUGUGUAGGGUUACCCCUCUCUCCUAGUAUUUCUGUCCGCCAUCUAUGUUGAAGAAAGUCUAACUAUCACUAGUGCAGCAGCAGCCUCCCCCGGUCCUAGUGCCGGCCCGGUAAGAAGUUUAAGAUGCGAUGGAACGGUUGACGAAAAUAAGUAAUGUAAGAAAUUGUAAUAGAGACUGGAAACUAGCAAUAACUACAUUUCAACAUAAGCCAUAUUUUAUACAAAAAUACACAUACUCCUCAUUUCUCUUGGACAUAUGCUGGACUUAUUAAGACACCGACUACAGACACACAUAAUUCCCCUCCCCCAUGAUAACCACAGAACACACACAACACAUGCUUGGAGCUCAGGACAAAGAACUGUCUCAGGAACCAAUGGAACGUGGACACCAGGCCUGUUCAGGACUACCCAAGACCCAGAUCGACCAAUCGGAAGGCCAGGCUCGCAGAUCUACCUACUUUGCUUGUUGUAUGUAUAAUACUGUACGAGUCUUGAAACUUUCUCGUUCCGGACGAUUUUAUACAAAUCAGACAGAAAGAGCCGUG
This is a messenger RNA of Salvelinus fontinalis (brook trout), 4146 nucleotides long. RefSeq names its product zinc finger protein 239-like. The record is from RefSeq and is a predicted model, not a curated record. Gene Ontology annotation, biological process: regulation of transcription by RNA polymerase II. The transcript has 3 exons. Gene Ontology annotation, molecular function: RNA polymerase II cis-regulatory region sequence-specific DNA binding; DNA-binding transcription factor activity. Lineage: Eukaryota; Metazoa; Chordata; Actinopteri; Salmoniformes; Salmonidae. The coding region runs from base 1117 to 1662 and encodes 181 amino acids.